AUGAGUGACGCCGGCCUGCACCGACUCCAGACGCUGGAGGUAGGCGCAACAGAUGCCGUCCAGAAGCACUACGCCCGCCGCAUCGUCGAGCGGCGCGCCGUCUCUGAGAAAAAGCUCGAGUUCGAGCGCGCCAGGCCGCGGUGGCUGAGAGAAAUGGCUGCCGAAGCAACUGGAGUCUUCUUCUACGUCUACCCCGGAAUCGCGUCGACAGCGUCCUUCUUCCUGAACGGCGCCGAGCCCGCCUUCGGUUCAAUUCUCCAAAUCGGCUUCGCGUACGCCUUCGGCAUCGCCUUCGCCAUCAUCACCUGCGCCUCGACGUCCGGUGGCCACUUCAAUCCGGCCAUCACCAUCUGCUUCGCCAUCUGGCAAGACUUCCCCUGGAAAAAAGUGCCGACCUACAUCUUCGCCCAGAUCUUCGGCGCCUUCAUGGCCGGCCUGGUCCUGAUGGGCCAGUACCACGAGCAGCUCGCCGCCUUCAACACCGAGUCUCUCGCCAAAACCGGAUCCGCCGUCUACAACGGCGGACCCGCUAGCGUCCUCUGCACUUUCCCCGGCGAGACGCAGCAUAAUCUGGGAUAUCUGUUCUUGAUCGAGUUCUUCGUCGACAGCUACAUCGGCAUCGUCAUCUGGUCCGCCCUCGACCCCGCCAACCCCUUCAUCGCCCCGGCCUCCGCGCCCUUCGUCAUCGGCCUCGCCUACGGCGCCAUGGUCUGGGGCUUCGCCUCGAUUUCGAUCAGCACCAACCUCGCCCGCGACCUCGGCACGCGCAUCGUCGCCGCCAUCUUCUUCGGGAGCGAGGCGUUUUCGUACCGCAGUUACUGCUGGAUCGCAAUAUUGGUGAAUGUGCCCGCCACGUUCUUCGCGACGUGUUAUUAUGAGCUGGUGCUUAGGGAUAGCCUCGCGAAGUUGGGGACCGGGAGGGCGGUGCAUGAGGGGGGCGAUGAGGGGUUGGUGAGGCAUUUGAGUAGGGUGGGGAUGGCGGAGGAGGGGGGGUGGGGGGGGAGGAGUGGGAAUGGGAGUUGGGUUGGGGUGCUGGAGGGGAAGAGGGGGAGUGGGGGGUCGGGGGUCGCGGAGGGGGUGGUGAUGAAGGAGGAGGUUUGA
This is a messenger RNA of Lasiodiplodia theobromae, 1101 nucleotides long. Its product is annotated as Glycerol uptake. Gene Ontology annotation, cellular component: plasma membrane. The transcript is spliced from 4 exons. The coding region runs from base 1 to 1101 and encodes 366 amino acids. The record is from RefSeq and is a predicted model, not a curated record. NCBI's taxonomy places the organism in Eukaryota, Fungi, Ascomycota, Dothideomycetes, Botryosphaeriales, Botryosphaeriaceae. Gene Ontology annotation, biological process: glycerol transmembrane transport; water transport. Gene Ontology annotation, molecular function: water channel activity; glycerol channel activity.